AACUCAACGUCCAUGACCGACCGAUACGCUCACAGUGUUUGUUUUCAACAGCUGUCGAAAUAACUGGUCCAAAUUUCGUGACGCUUUUUCGCUUUCCCGUUUAACUUUCCCAACUUCCUUCUGACCGCAACAAGCUGGCUUCCCGGGACCUUUUAUAACGCGCCGUUUGUCGGUUCGAGAGCUGCGCGUGUGUGUGUGCGAGGCGGGUGGGGAACGUGGUGAACGGAACGGGAGACCGAGGGUUUGGCUGUGGUGAACAAUUGCGUCGAAUGUGCUGUGCACUUCCGCUGUGGUGGUAGAGAGACGGGUGCGUAAGAGUGAGCGAGAGGAAGGUAAAACUUCCCCCCCCACCCCUUCUUAGCCUAGAGGGGCCGAGAGCUAAACGCGAGCAGAUAAGAGGUUGCAGCACCGUGCACCACACAUUACGCCACCCUUCGUAACGGUUUUCAUCAUUCCCUCUGCGUAACGUUCCGGGUUAACAUGUUCCGAGCACGCAAACAGCUUGGCAAGCGGCAAACGGCGGACAGUGGCAAUGGCUUUCGUCCGAAGAAGUUCCGGACGGACCAGCAGGUACCGACGAUCGAUGAGGGACAAACGGGAGCAGUGGAUGGUGCCGUCCCGGAUGGGGCUGGUGCGGUAGGCAGCAGUGAGCGGGGGGAGGGUGAGGAUGCGACGGUCAACAUGAGCAAGUACGCGCGACGCAUCGUGCGCGGACAGACGGGUAAUGUUUUGCUCGAUUGUGAAAUCCCACGGUACGGUACACCGGUGGAACGGAAGCGCUGUCGGAAGGCGGGCGAUUUUGUGAUCGGUUACGAGCUUGGGACCAGUCCGGGUGUCCCGCAGACGCAGUAUCUGGCCCGUAAGCAAGGUACCAGCGAAUUCUAUCUGCUGAAGAUCCUCAGCUUCGAUCCGGAAACGGAGAUUGUGGACAAAGAAACGCUACAGGGGAAGGUGCUGCUACACAAUGAGUUUACGCUGCUCUCGAUGCUGGACGAUCUGGAUGGUGUAAUUCAUCAGCACGGAUUUUUCAGCGAUUAUGCCUUUGAAGAGCGUCAGAUCGAGCGGGACGAUGGUACGAUGCAGUCGAUCUACACCGGACGCAUCCGGCGCCGAUUGAUACUCGUGCUGGACUGUGUUCAUGCGCACGAAUUCUGUGACGAAUCGUCCGCUUUCAUAAGCUUGCAGCGUCACAUGCUGGUGGCACGACUAAGCGAACGCGAUGCGCUGGAGCUGUUCUACGAGGUGGUAAAGGUGGUCGAACAACUGCACGCCCGCAACAUCAUCCAUCGCGAUCUGAAGCUGAACAACAUUGUGCUCGAUCGGCGUACGGGCCGUAUCGUGCUGACGAACUUUUUCCUCGGAAAACAUCUCAUCAACGAGCAGGAAUGUUUGUUCGAUCAGCGCGGCAGUCCGGCAUACAUUUCGCCGGACGUGCUGGGCGGUAAACCGUACCGUGGGAAACCAUCCGAUAUGUGGGCACUCGGCGUCAUCCUCUACACGAUCGUGUACGGAAAAUUCCCCUUUCUGGACACCACACCGUCCGCACUGUUUCGGAAGAUUCGUGAAGCGGAUUAUACGAUCCCAAGCGGGUUCAACACAACGCACGAGACGAAAAGUCUCAUCAAGCGUAUGCUAACCCUUAACCCGGACGAACGCUUGACGGCGUCGGAGGUGCGCAUUGAAUUGCAGCAGAAUCUGCGCAAGUUUCGUCGACCACGUAUGAACUGUGAUCAGCUCGUGCCGGAACUGGUUAAUGUGCAACCGCCAGCUACACUACCAGCUUCCGCCGAUAAACUCGUACAUGGCGAUCAAUCCAUCCCGACCGGGAAAGAAUCGUCCAGCGGCCGUUCCAACGUCGAACCGAUGGAGAUUGAUCCGUGCGUAAAUAGUUCGGAAAAGAUGGUCGUAAAUCCAUCGCCCAAAUUCGAUCUAAGCACGGAACAAUUUUCCCGAAUUCUGGAAGCGAACGUUAAUCAAUGCCGCACGGAAGAAUCUUCUCCGAAGUCGAAAGGUGAGCGAACGUUUAAGGUGAAGACAACGACGUACCGCUUCACUCCGACCGCUGUGGCUGCUGGUCAACUACAUCGGCAGCAGGAGCUUGUGGAAGGUGUUACGGUUGGGGGAUUGCAUUCGGGCGGUUCUUCCGGUGCGACAAACCCCUCACCAUCGGAACAACAACCGGCAGCUGGUGGUAGACGAUCGAAUACAUCGGCCACCGCCGGUAACAGUGUUGCGAGUGGUGAACAAUCGCUGUCAUCCAAUGCUGGUCGGAAUUGGAGUCGGUUUAAUUUUAAUUUGAAUCUACAAUAUACCGCAAGCUCUUAUAACAGUGCUGCCAGAGCCGUUGCUGCGGCAAUCGCUGCUGUCCAUAGUGUUGGAACUUCAAGUACCGGAAAUCGGUCCCGAGCGGAAAGAAUUCGAAAUGAACCGAGCGGCAGCGGUCCCAACGUGACAAACGAUCGUCCAUCGUUGCCGCGGCUGCUGAGCGUUAGUCAAACUGUCCGUAUGGUAAGAUCGGCCGGUGGUGCACAGCAACAGCCACAACUAUCGCCACCGCCGCUACUGAUAACCGGUCCGGAUGCGAAUGGUGCGGAACCGAACGUACCAUUUCCACCGUUCGCAUUCGAACAAACGGUGAAUCGUCCAUCGCUCGCCACGUUACCACCGGCGGCACAGCGUCUGUACGCUAUCAUGAACUACAUAUCGCUUAACAAUCGUGCCCCGGCCGGUAACAAUCGAUCCGCGACGCUAGCGACCACGGCAUUACCGACGGCCGCACCAAUCGCCGAGACCGAUUCAACGAUCGGACAUGACUUUAACGGGAUCGUAACGCCGGAAAUAGCGGACAAGAUCGUCGCGUACUUGAUCGUAAAUUUGCGCAGUCUCGACUGGGUGGCGAACGUGUUCCGUUCGAUCGACGGUGGCGUCAAUGAUCCGGAGCUGCGCGUUAACAAUCUGCUCGAGCUGCUGCGCCAGCUCGGCGUCCGGAUGGAGGCGCUGAACGGGCAGAUUGUGAUCCGGGCCGAGCAAACGCGCGACAGACAGCAGUUCCUUAGCUUGCUGCUCCGGAUCGCUGGCUAUAAUGAUAAAUACUUUCACCAACGGUCUUCUUAGCUCGCGCCCAGACAUUAGUAGGUAGAAAAGGGAAUCGAGUCGUCCCCGUGUCGUGCACUGAAAAGGGGAUUUUUUUGUGUUUUUAUAUUUUACUUUGGUAUAGGACUCAUUUAAUCGCAAGUAACACUAAUAGAUAAGUAAACGAAAAAGAGAAACGGGAGAGAGAGAGACAGGGGGAGGGACACUAGACGGAAAAGGUGUUAUGGUUUUUGUUAGAAGCAAGCACAGGUAGCUAGGGACAUGGCGGCAAACAUUAGCGACAGCAACACACUCCGAUGUGCGAGUCUCCCGUAAUAUCUCAACUCAAUUUAUGUUCUUUUCUUGACUGACUGACUGAAUUUUUUUGUUGCUAGUAGCUCGCCUGGUAGGUCCCAUUUUCCAGCCAGUGGCUUACAUAUUGCCACUGCUUAGGAGCAUUCACAUCGCUGAAUGGUUGUUAGUAGUAGAACACUAAUUCGUAGCGCUACUCCCCCGUUUUUGGGGUGUAAAAACUCGACACUUUUUUUGUUGUUUUGGGAAAACAAUAAAGCAAACGCCUGGGAAUGUGCAAACCCGGAUUUAUUGGUCUGCGGACGCCUUACACUGUUAGGACGGCGGACAGUUUAUUAUUGCUUUACGAUUUAUUGAAAAUAAACAAUUUAUAUAUUUUAUGUUAUUAAACAAACAAAAAGGAA
Anopheles funestus (African malaria mosquito) is the source of this 3788-nucleotide messenger RNA. Its product is annotated as probable serine/threonine-protein kinase MARK-B. The transcript is spliced from 4 exons. The coding region runs from base 481 to 3114 and encodes 877 amino acids. Gene Ontology annotation, molecular function: protein kinase activity; ATP binding. Gene Ontology annotation, biological process: protein phosphorylation. NCBI's taxonomy places the organism in Eukaryota, Metazoa, Arthropoda, Insecta, Diptera, Culicidae. The record is from RefSeq and is a predicted model, not a curated record.